This is a messenger RNA of Phytophthora sojae, 621 nucleotides long. RefSeq lists its product as hypothetical. The transcript has a single exon. Lineage: Eukaryota; Oomycota; Peronosporomycetes; Peronosporales; Peronosporaceae. The record is from RefSeq and is a predicted model, not a curated record. The coding region runs from base 1 to 621 and encodes 206 amino acids. Gene Ontology annotation, molecular function: protein binding.
AUGGAAGCUGCCAGGACAGGGAACCUGAGCGUCGUUCGCUUUCUGACCGACGCCGGUGCCGACGUAAACUCCGUGGAUUCCCUCGAGAGGACUCCGUUGAUAUGUGCAACCGGGAAAGACCAUAACUUCGCCGUCGUCCAGUUUCUCGUUGAAAGCGGUGCCCACGUCAACGCCGUGGCGCGCAACAGGUCGACUCCACUGUUGGAAGCGGCUGGAAAAGGGGACCUCGACGUCAUCCGAUUUCUUGUUGAGCGUGGCGCCCUCAUCAACAUCGCAGACGCGUCUGGAGAAACGGCACUCAUGCACGCGGCUGAGGCGGGCGGGAUGGACGUUGCUUGUUUCCUCGUUGACAACGGUGCCAGCGUCAACGCUGCCAAUAACUAUCGAUGGACCUCGCUCCUGUGUGCCACAAGGAAUGGGCACACAGACGUCGCUAGAAUGCUAAUUGCGAACGGCGCCGCUGUUGACGCUGCGGCGGUGGACGGACGAACUUCGUUGCUAAUUGCUACGAUGAGAAACGACUUGGAGGCGGUUCAGCUUUUGAUCCAGAAAGGUGCUAAUGUUGACGCCGUGGACGACAGCGGACAGACAUCACUGAUGCAUGCGGAGAUUCAGAAAUGA